Neohortaea acidophila is the source of this 1710-nucleotide messenger RNA. RefSeq names its product major facilitator superfamily domain-containing protein. The record is from RefSeq and is a predicted model, not a curated record. Gene Ontology annotation, biological process: xenobiotic detoxification by transmembrane export across the plasma membrane. The transcript has a single exon. Bases 1 to 1710 code for a protein of 569 amino acids. NCBI's taxonomy places the organism in Eukaryota, Fungi, Ascomycota, Dothideomycetes, Mycosphaerellales, Teratosphaeriaceae. Gene Ontology annotation, molecular function: fluconazole transmembrane transporter activity.
AUGUCCGACUUCAUCCGCAACACGACUCUCGGGGUGAUUAUCCGCUUCGUCACUCGCAACACACACCUGCAGUAUCCGGAGGAACGACGGGAUUUUGAGCUCCCCGAGUCCUACGUCAAAGCUGUCGAAGCCGCGCAACAACGCUUCCCGGCGGCGCGAGAUGCAUCGCUGGAUCGUGCCUCACUCAAAACCUCUGCCAGCACCGGACCCACUUUCGACCCGGCCAUACAAGAGAGGAAGAUCGUGCAAUUGGAAGUGCCCGAUGUCAUAAACCACCAGACGCAGCCGACCCUGCUGGCCGAUGGCACGAUUCUCGUCGACUGGUACAACCCGACAGAUCCCGCCAACCCCCAAAAUUGGACCUCUAGGAAAAAAGCACUGGUAUCAGCACUAAUUCUUUGCUAUACCUUGGCGGUCUACGUGGGCUCGGCCAUUUGCACGCCAGGGUAUGGUCAAGUCAUGGAGCUUUUUGGUGUCUCGCGCCAGCUCGUCUCGCUCACACUCUCCAUGUACGUCCUCGCCUACGGCAUCGGCCCCAUGCUCUGGUCACCUUUGUCAGAGAUUCCUUCGAUCGGACGAAACCCGCCCUAUAUAUUCACUUUCGCAAUUUUUGUCAUUCUGACAAUCCCUACUGCGCUUGCCGACAAUUUCGCUGGCCUCGUUGUCCUACGAUUCCUCCUUGGUUUUUUUGGAAGCCCAUGCCUAGCUACUGGUCCCGCGACUCUAGGGGAUCUGUAUCCUUUGGUCAAACUCCCCUAUGCUUUAUCACUCUGGGCCUUCGCUGCAACAAGCGGACCCGCGAUUGCCCCUCUGAUAUCGGGAUUCAGCGUCCCGGCUGAGGGGUGGCGCUGGGCUUACUGGGAGAUGCUGUGGCUCUCGGGUCCAAUCUUGAUUGCAAUGUUCCUCCUCCUCCCGGAAACCUCUUCGGCCACGAUUCUUCUCCGCCGCGCGCAGCGUCUACGCGCUCUUACCGGCAACCCCUCCUUCAAGAGCCAAUCAGAGAUUGACCAAUCGACUCUUCAAAUCCGCGACGUUGUGAUCGAAUCUCUCUGGCGUCCGAUGCAGAUGAUGUUGCUUGACCCCUCGAUUGCUUUCACCGCGCUUUACAGCGCCCUCAUCUACGGCAUCUUCUACUCCUUCUUUGAAUGCUUUCCCCUGGUCUACAUCGGUAUGCAUCGCUUCAAUCUCGGCGAGGAAGGCAUUGUGUUUUUGUCCGUCAACGUCGGCGCUGCCAUUGCAAUCGUCAUGUACUGGAGCUACAUCUACCGGGUCUUCGAGCCUGCCGUACGCGCUCAUACCCUCGGUCCACCCGAGCGUCUGCUUCGUCCCGCCCUACCCGCCUCAUUUCUUUUCCCAAUCGGCUUGUUCAUCUUUGCAUGGACCUCAUCGCCGGAGAUUCCCUGGAUAGCCCCCACGAUCGGCAUUGCAGUUGUCCUCACCGGCAUCUUCAUCGUCCUGCAGUGCAUCUUCCUCUACCUCCCGCUGUCGUACCCGCGAUACGCCGCCUCGCUAUUCGCCGGCAACGAUCUCGCGCGUUCGUCUCUCGCUGCCGCCACGAUUCACUUUUCACAGCCGCUGUAUGAUAACCUGGGCGUCAGCAGAGGUGUCACACUACUGGCAGGGUUGACGGUGGGCUGCAUUGCGGGAAUCUUUGCGCUGUGGCAUUACGGAGACAAGUUGAGGGCGAGAUCCAGAUUUGCACAAAAGUGA